GCCGGAGCCGGUGGCGCCCGGGGGAGGCGGGAGGGAGAGGCCGCUGAGGAUUCGUCCAACCUGGGCCUCCGAGACCGGACGAAGAUGAAGAACCAAGACAAAGGGAGCAACGCCGCCCGGCCGCCCGCCAGCCCGGCCAAGGCCAACAGCGGCCCGGGGCCGGAGGACGCCGCCGGGCCGGAGUCGUCGGGCCGGGCCGGGCCGGCCAACUCGGCCCGGACGACAGACGGGGAUCCCAAGGGCCACGGCGGCCAAGCGCGGGCGAAGAACGGGGCUCCGCCGGCUGCCGCGGGAGAGGGCAAGGCCAAGACCCCACAGCCGGUCCCUCGAGAUGUGGCGGAGGAGCUGAGCAGGCAGCUGGAAGACAUCUUGAAUACCUACUGCGUGGACGCCAACCAGGAGGGGCCCGCUGAAGACGGGGGCCAGAGCGAGCCCCCCGAGCCCGAUGAGGUGGAGAAGGGCCGCGGCGAGCCGGUGCGGAACGGAGAGCGGGAGCCCGGGUGCCCCGAGGUCAACGGGGAGAAGGAGGGCCCCAAGCGGGAGGCCGUCAGCGUGGAAGAGGUCCGAGCCAGCGACGAGGCAGGAGACCGAGACCACAAACGGGUGCAGGAGAGGAAGAAGGCCAAAGGGCUGGGGAAGGAGAUUACGCUGCUCAUGCAGACGCUCAACACCCUGAGCACCCCGGAGGAGAAGCUGGCAGCCUUGUGCAAGAAAUACGCCGAACUGCUGGAGGAGCACAGGAACGCCCAGAAGCAGGUGAAGAUUUUGCAGAAGAAGCAGACGCAGCUGGUGCAGGAGAAGGACCACCUGCGGGGCGAGCACAACAAGGCCAUCCUUGCUCGCAGCAAGCUGGAGAGCCUGUGCCGCGAGCUCCAGCGGCACAACCGCACUCUGAAGGAGGAAGGCGUCCAGCGGGCCCGCGAGGAAGAGGAGAAGAGGAAGGAAGUGACUUCCCACUUCCAGGUGACACUAAACGACAUCCAGCUCCAAAUGGAGCAGCACAAUGAGCGGAACUCCAAACUGCGCCAGGAGAACAUGGAGCUGGCCGAGAGGCUCAAGAAGCUCAUCGAGCAGUACGAGCUGCGGGAGGAGCAUAUAGACAAGGUCUUCAAGCACAAGGAUCUGCAGCAGCAGCUGGUGGACGCCAAGCUCCAGCAGGCACAGGAGAUGCUGAAGGAGGCCGAGGAGCGGCACCAGCGAGAGAAGGACUUUCUCCUGAAAGAGGCCGUGGAAUCCCAGAGGAUGUGCGAGCUGAUGAAGCAGCAGGAGACUCACCUCAAGCAGCAGCUGGCCUUGUACACGGAGAAGUUUGAAGAGUUCCAGAACACCCUCUCCAAGAGCAGCGAGGUGUUCACCACAUUUAAACAGGAAAUGGAAAAGAUGACUAAAAAGAUCAAGAAACUGGAGAAAGAGACGACCAUGUACCGGUCCCGGUGGGAGAGCAGCAACAAGGCCCUGCUGGAGAUGGCCGAGGAGAAAACGCUGCGCGACAAGGAGCUGGAGGGCCUGCAGGGGAAGAUCCAGCGGCUGGAGAAGCUCUGCCGGGCCCUGCAGACCGAGCGCAACGACCUGAACAAGAAAGUGCAGGACCUGAGCGCCCAGGCCCCCCUCCAGGACCCGGCCGCCACCCGCCGCCAGGACCAGCCCCACGAGCCGGGCAGCGAGGAGGCAGCGGCCGACGGCCCUCGACAGCCUGGCCCGGGAGCUCCGGGCCAGGCGGGUACAGCGCCCGCCGUGCCCUCCGCGGACUAGACCCCGGAGGAGCCCGGGGACGCGGGGAGGGCGGCCGGGGGAGGUGGUCGGACCCGCGGGCCAGGUUCCGGGGCCCCGGGGCUGCCAUGAGGCAUCCGACACUUUCCAGGCAAGACGUGGGGAGGUGGUUUAUUUAUAUGUGUAUAUAUACACACACAUAUAUUGUAUAUCUAUGUAUGUAUGUACACAUAUAUAUGGCCUGUGGGUAUGUGUGGGGCCACCUGCCUUGGGCGGAGAUGCGUCAGAUGGGCCUGCUGCCCAGUGUGCGUGCGUGUGUGUGUGUCUGCGGGCCGAUGUUCCCUCUGGCUCUCCGGGGAUCCGGGCCGGUCGAAUGCUUUGUCGUUGGGGGAUCUGGACGCUUCAGGGAAGAGCUGAGCUCUGGAUCGGCUGCGUCGGAAAAGCUGGCGGGCAGGUGAUCUGCGAUCUGCUCUGUCGCGCCUCCCCCGCCCCCCCCCCCAACCCCUCCCGCCGCAGGGGGAUGAGCUGAGCUCGUCUCUUGAGUGCUCGCUGGAGGAGUCCCACCUCGGAGCUUACCCCCCCAGUGGGUGUCCUUGCCCUCUCCUCUCUCCCUCCCCCCUGCGGCGUGCCAGACACUACCUGGGGCCGGCACAGACCGGGACACUACGUGGAGACGGGCGUUCGGACUUUUUCCUCGGGGUUGUGGGGAUGGGGAGAUGGCAAGGGGUAGCCUGCCUGGGGAAGGAUCCGUGAAAGAGUCGGGCGGGGGGGAGGGGCGGGAGAGGUGGGUGGGAGGGAGGGGAUAGAGAGACCGUGGACUCUGAGGAAGAGCAAAGCAUUUGAACCUGGCUCUCCCAUCUUCCUCGGAAUCAACGAUGUGGAUCUCUAGCCUUAUCAAUCACAGUUGCCUCUCUAUCCUGCGCGCACAUACGCACGCACGCGCACACACACAUGCACAAAGGAUCAAAAAGAGAUCAUCCAAAGGUUUAUUUCUCGAAGUUUACUUUUGCACACGAGCGUGUUUGAGUCGAGAACCGGAAGAGGGAGGAAGGAGAGUGGUUACAAGAAGGUGUUCCCGGGAGCCCUCCCCCAACCGACGCCUGCCGGUCGGACACCCCCGAGUCGAAUGAUGUCGAGUGCCAGUCCUGGAGUCCAAGCCGUGCCCGGGGAAGGAGACAGCGAAUGGUGGAGGCCGGUGGUGCCCAGGACGGGGCUCCGGCAUCCCGGCCACCACCCCUCUCAUCAGCCUCUUCUUCCACCGGCACUGCCGCCUCAAGGAUCGAUCAGCCACUUGGGGAGAUGCAGAGCCAUGGACUCCGAUACUCCACCCUGCCUGAAUAGGGGAGCAGCCGCAGUCACUGACCAGAAACCCGGGCUGCUGCCUCAAAGAACCCUCCGGGCUGAGGUAAUCGACACAAUGCAAGAGGCAGCUUCUCCUGAGGUUUCACCAGGACUGAGCUAAAGAGAGGAUGGAUGCAGCUGCUUUUGACCGGCUUUCUCCGCCCCACGUCCCCGGUGGAGGUGAGGAAUGGAUGACUCGCCAGCCUUGCCCACCUUUGCUCUCCUGUGGCCCAGAGCUGGUUGCAAGCCCCUUCUACAAAGACCCUUCUGCAAGCAGUUCCACCAGAGCCCUUUUCCCAUUCCGCCCUCCUUCUGGCCCGGAGGGUCACUUCCCCAACCAGCCAAGAUACUCUGGAAGUUGGGGUGCGGCUAUCCUGCUCCCUGGAGGGGGCCUACACCACCCAAGUUCCCAAAAUCCUCUUCCACCCCCCGGGGCUCUGCCUCGUGGGACCACAGAGGCCAGAGCCACAGGUGGUGCUGGGGCAGACUGGCCCAGAGGAUUUCCCAGCACUUCGACAGGCCAGAGUCUCGGCACCCUUGUCUCCACCUGCCCUCGGUCAACUCCCCACUGUCUCGCAAAGUGAUAUUUUACCAAACGCUAAGGAGCACCAAAUCAUGUUGGAACUCAAGACUUCAGUCUGUGUGGGAGCUUCUGUCAGAAGCCUCUGUUGCCUCCCCUCGGGCCCUCUGGGGUCCUUUUUCCUCCGGGCAAGUUCUGGUCUUCCAUGGCAAGACAGACCAAGCUGGGAUUCCCAGGUCUCGUGGGAGGCCGGCCAAGAGUUCUCUUCCUGCUGGCUCUUUGCAUGCCGGGACUUGACACAGCCCCAUCGCAGUGGGGGCUGGGGACAAGGGCUCGACAACGGGGCCCUGAGUAGGCUCAGGUCUGCGCUGGGGAUGUGGCCCUUGGGUCAGCCGGGAAGAGCUGCAGGCAGGGCGGGGGUCGGCAUAGUUCUCAACUCAACUUCUGCUACCUCUUGGAGCCGCCGUAUGUGUCUGCGGGGGGUGGGCUGGGCCGCCCCCCGCCGGAGCCCCCAGACCCAGGCCACCACUUCCCCGCUGGCCCCAACCACGCAGCGACACUAGGGCUUCGGGGUGACCGCGGCCCAGGACUGACUGCCUCGAGGUCCGUAGUCAUCAGCGCCUCUGAGGCAACUGUUUCCUCCCACCUGCCCGUUGAGCGGAAGUCUUCUCUUUUUAACUCUCCUUCCGGCCCCCGACCUUGCUCCGAAUCUUCUCCAGGUACCCUGAGGCCCCCCCACGCCUUGGCCUCUGACUGAUCCCCCGAGCAUUCCCAGACCACCCUGGCGCAGAAGAGGCUGUGGGCCCUCAGGGGCUCCCGCCACUUACCGGUGCUGGCCGGGCUGGCGUCGAGGAGCUCCCCAGGAGGGAAGGCUGCAACUUCAGCGGCACCAGAGCUGGCUGCUGACCUUGAUGGGGACCAGUAAACAGUUCGGGCCCUUUUGUUCCAUCCCCGAGACUCAACCCCUAUUCGACUCUUCUUUCCACCCUUGCUUGUUUGGCCGGGGGAAAAGAGAACAUUGAACAAGGACUCUUCAAAUGAGCCCAUGGCCUGUUCCCGCAGUAUGGUGACUUACAGCGGCAGCAUUGGUGUCACAGGCCCAUCCAGAGACUGCUGACUGGUGGGGAUCCCACCUGCACCCCACCCCGCUCCCAUCUGCUUCGAAUGGGCACAGGCGAAGGCUUAGCCGAACAGGACAAAGGGUCGGCCUAACCCCGCCGUCCAGGCAGGGAUGGGCUCGCCGCACCUGGGCUGCUCUCGGCAGUCUCUGUGUCCCACCACCCCAGGCGGGCCCCGGAGCUGCCUUGUUGGCAACCCGUGGUUCGCUUCCCUUUCAUGGCGGUGGCUUUCACAACAGCUGGGCUCGGUUCGGGUGUAUUUUAAACCACAUUAAAAAGACUCUCUUGCCUUAA
Messenger RNA from Ornithorhynchus anatinus (platypus), 4983 nucleotides. It is a transcript of the gene TXLNA, whose product is annotated as taxilin alpha. Gene Ontology annotation, molecular function: syntaxin binding. Lineage: Eukaryota; Metazoa; Chordata; Mammalia; Monotremata; Ornithorhynchidae. The transcript has 11 exons. The coding region runs from base 85 to 1752 and encodes 555 amino acids. The record is from RefSeq and is a predicted model, not a curated record.